AUGGCGGCGGGCGCCGCUGCCCUCAACUGGAGGCGCGUCUCUUCCUUCACGGGGCCGGUGCCCCGAGCUCGGCACGGGCAUCGCGCCGUGGCCAUCCGCGAGCUGGUCAUCAUCUUCGGGGGCGGCAACGAGGGCAUCGCGGACGAGCUGCAUGUGUAUAAUACCGCUACCAACCAGUGGUUUCUUCCUGCUGUUAGAGGAGAUAUUCCACCAGGCUGUGCAGCCCAUGGAUUUGUCUGUGAUGGUACCAGGAUACUUGUAUUCGGUGGUAUGGUUGAAUAUGGAAGAUAUAGCAAUGACUUGUAUGAAUUACAGGCGAGUCGAUGGCUAUGGAAGAAAGUGAAACCUCAGCAUCCAUCGGCUGGCAUGCCGCCUUGCCCUCGCCUUGGCCACAGCUUUUCUCUGUAUGGCAAUAAGUGUUACUUGUUUGGUGGACUGGCGAAUGAGAGUGAAGAUUCAAACAAUAACAUUCCCAGAUACCUGAAUGACUUCUACGAACUGGAGCUUCAGCAUGGCUCAGGAGUCAUGGGCUGGAGCAUUCCGGUGACCAAAGGGGUGAUGCCUUCUCCCCGAGAAUCUCACACAGCCGUUAUAUACAGCAGAAAAGACUCUGGAAAUCCAAAGAUGUUUAUUUUUGGAGGAAUGUCUGGCUGUCGACUAAAUGACCUCUGGGAGCUUGAUAUAGAAACAAUGACUUGGUCGAAACCAGAAACUAAAGGGACAGUGCCACUUCCCCGUAGUCUCCAUACAGCCAAUGUAAUAGGAAACAAAAUGUACAUUUUUGGUGGGUGGGUCCCACAGAGCACAGAAGAUAAUGUAUCUUCUCAAGAUGGUGAAUGGAAAUGCACUGGCUCGUUUUCCUACCUAAAUCUAGAUACCACAGAAUGGGUAUGUCUAAUUUCCGACUGUCAAGAAGACAAAAAUAACUUGCUGCCAGGCCCAAGAGCUGGCCACUGUGCUGUCAUCAUUGGCACCCGCCUGUAUAUAUGGAGUGGCAGAGAUGGUUACCGCAAGGCCUGGAACAAUCAAGUGUGCUGCAAAGAUCUUUGGUAUCUAGACACUGAGAAGCCACCUGCACCAUCACAGGUACAGCUGAUCAGAGCAACUACCAAUUCCUUUCAAGUGAAAUGGGAUGAAGUUCCUACCGUUGAAGGGUAUCUUCUUCAGUUAAGUUCUGAUAUGCCAACACCUGCGGUGGCUGAAAUACCUCUUACUGUGGUACCUGAGACACCAAGUGCACAAGGAAUCAAGCUGGAUCUUCGCAGCCAAACUGUCAAUACAGUCCCUAAUAAUGUGCAGAUUUCCGUUUCAGAAACUAAAGUAAAGGUCAUGGAACCUGAAAAUGCAAAGAAAAAUCAUUUAAUUUCCAAAGAGUCCUUUGCCUCUUUAUGUCUACCUGCUAGCACUUUAGGUCCUCAGAUCUCAGCAAAUGUAAAUGAACUACUUGACUUUGACACAAGAGCUACAAAAUCUGACCCUUCUGUCUCCACUGCACAAAAGAUGGUAACCCAGCAGGCUGUUAAAACUGAGUCCUCCAGUACAAAUGGGGCAGUUGUAAAAGAUGACACUUCACUAACAACAAUCAGUUCAAAACCUGAAGUUAAUGAGACCACGAUGCCCUCAGCUAGAGUUGCCUCUAUUGGCUCAGAUGAGUCAUCUAUACAGUUGCCUAAAACUUCACCUCCAAGGCAAAACGCAAGAGUGAGAGCACGAGAACGAAAAUGGUAUGAUGUUGGCAUUUUUCAGAGCAACAGUGCUUUGGUGAACCAGUUCUAUUUGCUGCCAGAAGAAAAGGCUAUACUUUCUAGCAAGGCAAAGAAUGCAGAUGUUCCAAACUAUAGUUUACUUAAGAAACAGGAUCUUGCUCCCGGCACUUUAUACAGGUUCAGGGUUGCGGCAAUUAAUGGUUGUGGCAUAGGUCCCUUCAGUAAAAUCAGUGAAUUUAAGACCUGCAUCCCUGGGUUUCCUGGAGCACCUUCUAUUGUCAAAAUUAGUAAGAGUUCAGAUUGUAUUCACCUUUCGUGGGAGCCUCCUGUUUCACCUUCAGGAAAUAUCCUGGAAUAUUCUGCCUAUUUGGCUAUCAGAACCAACCAACUCCAUGAAAAUCCCAAUCAGCUGAUGUUUAUGAAAAUUUAUUGUGGUCUUAAGACCUCUUGUACAGUGUCUGCUGCCCAGCUUGCAAAUGCUCAUGUCGAUCAUUCGUCCAAACCUGCCAUAGUGUUCAGGAUCUCAGCCAAGAAUGAGCGGGGAUAUGGACCAGCCACGCAAGUUCGAUGGCUCCAAGAAACAAAAACAUCAGGUUCAAAAUAGGAGCAGCAUGCAAGUUGGGAAGUAGCAGUUUUCAUGCAUGAUACUUUGUAAAUCCUCCAAAUAUUUUAUUUUUACAUUGUCUUGAACGUCUCAACAUCAACGUUGUACAGUCUUGCAAAAGUGGAAUUGUACUGACUCUGUUUUUCAUACCACUUUAUCCAGCAUGUUCCUGAUGAGAGUCCUUGGUGGAUUAUCCAGUGGGCUACAUAUGCCUUUAAAGAUUUGGGGAGAGUCUUCCUUUCAGUGCCCCAGCACAUGGGACAUAGGGUGCCAACUACAUUUAAAACUUGCCUGUGUUUCUAAAAAGCAGGUUUGUAAUGUGGUUAUGGCAGUUAUUUAAAGGGAAAUUCAUGGGGGCAUAGAAUGUCUCAGCUGUUACCGCUUUCCUGUUAAGCGAAUCUCGAGGCUAACUCAGGGCAGCUUAAAAGUGUAGUUUGGAGCUUCUGUUUGGAGAGCUGCUCAGAGACUUUCCAGAAAUGUUGGUUGGUUGCAUGCACAGCCCUAUGGAUCAAGGCCCAUGGAGCUGUUGCUGAGCAAGUUGUUUGAAGACUGCAGUAAUGAUAUGGCAUUUAGAGAUGCUGCAAGCAAAUUCUUUGAUUUUCAAACUUUUUUCACAAUGAUUGCCUUCCUUUUGUGCUUAACGAUAAUUGGAUGAUGGUUUUACAGUUGUAGCCAUUUUUGAUAAAUUAGUUUUGUUCCCCAUUUUGCUAGUUUGUUGUAGCGCAGAGUGAAUGGGUUUCCUUCAUGGCUGUCUGGCCCAAUUCACUCCUAUGGGGAGGGGCCGGGGCUCAGUUGCAGAGCAUCUGCUUGGCAUGUAGAAGGUCAUAAAUCCACUCCCUGGCAUCUCCAGUUAAAGAAAUUGGCAGUAUAAGUGAUAUGAAAGAUCGCUGCCGGAGACCCUGGAGAGCCACUGCCAGUCUGAGUAGUCAGUACUGAUUGGAUGGACCAAUGGUCUGAUUCAGUAUAAGGCAGCUUCAUAUGUCCUUAUGUAUUAGAAACCAUGAGAAGAAGUUAAUAAGUUUGACAAGUUGUAUCGAGAAUGCUUGUUUAACCUGCUCAUAAACAGGUGUUUGAUUUUUUUCCCCAUACAUUUUAACAUUUGCUGAUAGGAGUGGUUGGGUGGAAACACACAUGGAAGUGAAAACCAUUGUGUGGGGAAAGUCUCUGAAGAGCUUUUAGCAGUGGUCCCUGCCUUGAUGCAGCAGAACUCUUGCAUCUAAACAAGGACCAGUAGAUGGUUUAGUUAAGAUGGCGUUAAAGAGGGAGCUGCUGCUUCUGAAGGGCAUUGCAAUCAACUUUUUAAAUCUGCCUAUCGUACUUGGCUUGACAACAGGGCUUGAGAUAGACCCUGCCUGUUAUCAGUUGCAGCGAUGUGAUGCCAUAGGGAGCAGGACUUCCAGCAGACCCUGACCAACUAGUCAGGCCCAGCAGUGUCACGUGCCUGGGCAGAGCCCUGAAGAUUUGGACGCUACACCGAAUGCUAUUGGCAAGAUGUAGGAGAUCAUGAAUGAGCAAAACUAGCUCACUCCAGUCUUGAUCUUUAUGCAGUUCUGUUCUUUUUUUGGUGUAUAUCCCCUAUUCUUCACGUUGCUUUCAUGCAAGGCAAAUAUUUUAGUUUACAGUAACUUAAAAUGUAUAGAAUAUUUUAAUAUAUUCAUUUUUUGUAAAGAUUUUUCUAGAAUUUGUAAACACGUUCUAAUCCUUGAAAGUAUCCCCUGAUGAUAUGCAAAUUGCUAAACUAGUCACUUCGGUUAUAAAAAGGAAACUCAGUGUAAAAUGCACUACUAUGGCUUUCUUGUGGGCAUAGAAAUGUUAAUUCUGUAGAUACUUUGAAUGUUUACAAGAGUCUUUACAAGCAGAACGUCCUGCAUAAUGAGUGCUUCAUUUUUAAAAAAAGAAGAAAACUGUAUGCUUUUGUUGGCAUAUUCAUGCUAUUUUGCACUAAUAAGAAUUUAACUUUGUACCAUUUUGUGUUGCUUCCAGAAAAUUUUUGUAGUAAUCUAAAGUUAAAAGCAAUUUUGCACAUACAACAUGCUUUUAUGGCAUACAUUUUUCUUUUCCCAUUAAGCUGCAUACAGACAUACAUAUCUUGAUCAGUGAGCCUACUGUGGAUCUCUGGUCUUAUUCUGUUUGUGACAGAUGCACAAAUUUUUAGACUGAAUUGAGCUCCGACGCCAACUACACGCAGUGUUCAUUGGCUGGUUCUUGUGACAAUCAUGAAUCCAUCCCCCCCUCCCUUGGAUGUGCAAGAUGCUGUUUGCCUGGUAGUUCUCACUACAUACGGCAUCCACAAUGUUUCAGGUUUAAAAAAAAAUGACAAGGUUUUUAAAAAAUUAUUAAAAAGAUCCAUAAAUAAUAAAAAAAUAUAAUAAAAAAUCCAUAAGCAUUUUAAUAAAAAUGCUGGGCACCUGAAAAAAAUUUAAAUGAAAAUUGCCUAUUGCACUGGAGGGAAGGGGCUGGGAUGAAAGUCCAGGCUGGAGCCAGGCUUUUGUGGCAGUAGAGGAGCAGAGCUAGCAGGGGAAGCAGAGCUUUCUGCAGAAGGGGAAAACUUGGAAUUAUUCCUAUAGGGAGGUAUGUCUGUAUGCAUCAUCUGCUUUCUCAGUUGUUUAGUUUUAGCUUAGUUUUUCAUCCUAAUAGUGGUAGUGAAUAUUUUUAACCUAAUCAUUUUAUCACUAAUGUGCCAGCCACUUCACUAUUUUUUUCCUGCUCAGCAGUAGAGGAAAACUGUCUAUGUAUGGUAAAACAGACACCCAGCCUGUGUUGACAUAUGAUGGUAUAUACAGAUAAUGCAUGGUUUCCUCAUACCAAGGCAGUGAAAGUGGUGUAUUAUGAAGUGGCCCUUAGAAGGAAUGUUAGUCUAUUCCUAAACCCACAAGUGUACUAAAUAAAGGCAUUUGGACGCCUUUUAUAUUUAAGUAGUUAACCAAAUUAUAGAGUAAAAUGGCUGAAUGAUUGCUUGCCAGUACAAUAGGAAAAGAUAACUUAAAGGUCCAAUCCAGCAGGGACACUGUUUGUAAACAGCUAUAAUCUUAUGUUCCUUUGAGUGGGACUCGUAGAGGUUCCUGUGGGUUGGACCUUUUUGCAUCUGAAUAAAAUGAAACCUGGUUAGGUGCAUAUGUGCAAUAAAGUAAAUAUUUUGCACUUCAUUUUUCCAUCAAUGCCUAAUAAGUUAAGAUGGGAAUUUCUUGAUCUGCACGAUCAAUUUUAAAGUGGAUUAUGGUAAUGUUAGUGCUUUACAAUCAUUCCUUGCUCACCUUUUCCUGAUUGCUUUGAGGGGAGCUACUUGUACUCAAUUUUUACAGGGAGGAACUUGGAAUGAGGAGGAUUUGAUCUCAGUUCCCUUAGGCUCAUCUCCAACCCUGACUAAUAUGGUGGAGAAGGGAUUCAAAUGACUGCCAAAAAGAGAUUCAACAAAGCAGAGUUGUGGCUAACCCUUGUACAUUAGAAUCCAAGUUCACAAAGGAAAAGAUAUGCAGCCUUCCAUACUCAGCACAGUAUGUAAUGCCAUGAGGGGAAAAUGGAACCCCUUCUUUUUAAAGCCGUGUUGAAUGGAUAGUAAUAAGUAUCUUCUCUGUUGCUUAUCCCUUAAGAAUUAAAAAAGAAAUUACAUUAGUUGAGAUGGCAGUAUAUUUUGGUGAAGCUUGGUGAAUUUUGUGUAUAUUAAGCCCGAAAUUCCAGGCCUCCCUUUUAACUGCAGCACCAGAUCUGUUUUGUCAGGGGACUGUCACUUCACGUUUACUUGCUCUGAGAUGGAUUUUUGGGCUCCUGUUAGAAAAAAGGGAGUUUAGGUAUACAGCAUAAAUAGCUGAGGGUUUUCUUUCCUUUUCUUCUAGAUAGGUCACGUAGAGUGAAACUGACUUCUUCAGUUGACACAUUUAUACCCUUCCCAGAUGCAUAUGUUUAAUAUCCAUGUCUGAAAAGUCUGUGAAAGAUUCUGGUUGCUUUUUACAAUUAAAAAUCAUACAAGCUACCAUGAAUACAGAGUAGUCAUUCUUGCUAGCACUGUGAAAUAGAUGCUGAGAAAAUGUCUACGGCUGUGGUCUUCAAAACAGGAGGAAGGCCUUCUUGAUGAGGUGCUUGAGGUUGCCAGAAAUGUGCCAGUUCUUCCCUGAAUUGUCAUAGACAAGCAAUGUGCUUCCUUCCACCUUGGUAUAUCACGCAUUACUUCCAGCUCCAGAGUGGAUCCAAGCCAGCAGCUAUGGGGGUGGUCAAAUACCUUUUUACAUACUGAGGGGAAGCUCAAACAAGUGUCUUUUUUAACUUCUGGAGUUCAGGUGGCGUGCUCUGACAAAAUGUGAGGCUCGUUCUCUGAUUACUUGGCUACUAAUAACUUUGAUUGUAGAUACAUUACUUAACAAUAUAAUCUGUUGGGUAUAUUUGUGAGUAUUUUUGCACUUUGUGUUCAUAUAUUUCUGCACUUGUUUUUAAGGGUAUGUCAUGACUACCAAAGGUAAAAUUUGUGGUGUUGUUAAUGCAGACAUGACUUUCAAUGUAUAUGUGCUUCUGCCAGUAGGCUAUAUAUUAUUUGUCCAUGUCUAUAGUUCCCUCCUUCCCAUAUGCACAUACAUACACAUGCAUCAAAUUAGUAAUAUGCAUACAAGUUUUUCUGUAACUUCCCUCUUAGUGUGACAAGACAUUGUAUAACUUUUUUGUAGCUGCUUCUCUGAUAAACACUUAAGAAAUUUAUAAUUCUCAUUUCAAAUACUAAAUUUAAAGUCAAUUCUGUUUAAACAUAAGCUUCUAAUCAGUGAUAGUUUAAUAUCUGACCCACUGGACAUUCACUGAAAAUCUAAAUUUGAGGAAUUGGUGAAAGCUGUCUUUUUUGCCUUUGUAAAAAUGUGUGUAACAUCCUGUGUAAAUCUGACUCCAUCCUGUAGAAACUUCAAGGAAUAAUAGACUUGGUAUGAAAGGUAUAAGUAGAAAAGUCCAUGCUAUUUAUGACAUUCUGCAUCAAUUUAACUUGUUUUGUGACAAUGGGUAUCUAGCUAUGUGAACAAGAAACUGUUAUGUAUGAAUUAUAGCAAUAUCUGACCAUAGUUUUGAAGUAGAGCAAGCUAUAGACUUUAACAAAAAACACCAUAGUUAACUGGAAUGUAGAGAUGGGUCAAUCCAGCUAGUUAUUGUCUUCAGGCCUCAAACAGAAAUGGUCUCUACAAAGAAAUCUAAUAUUUUGUACAAUGAAAUAAAAGUAGCAUUGUUAUUUGUAAUAAAGUGAUUUGUCUUAA
Molecule: messenger RNA, 7535 nt
Organism: Eublepharis macularius
Lineage: Eukaryota; Metazoa; Chordata; Lepidosauria; Squamata; Eublepharidae
Gene: HCFC2
Product: host cell factor C2
Exons: 16
Coding region: 1-2310 (769 amino acids)
Biological process (GO): regulation of DNA-templated transcription; chromatin remodeling
Cellular component (GO): histone methyltransferase complex
Molecular function (GO): protein binding; transcription coactivator activity
Source: RefSeq, a predicted model, not a curated record